This is a messenger RNA of Cucurbitaria berberidis CBS 394.84, 1297 nucleotides long. Its product is annotated as chorismate mutase. The record is from RefSeq and is a predicted model, not a curated record. The transcript has 3 exons. NCBI's taxonomy places the organism in Eukaryota, Fungi, Ascomycota, Dothideomycetes, Pleosporales, Cucurbitariaceae. Bases 95 to 895 code for a protein of 266 amino acids. Gene Ontology annotation, cellular component: cytoplasm. Gene Ontology annotation, molecular function: chorismate mutase activity. Gene Ontology annotation, biological process: chorismate metabolic process; aromatic amino acid biosynthetic process.
CGGGCAGGUAGCCUCAUCAACUUGAGCUGGCCCACGAUGGCCCUAUUCACAUUCCCGAAUCCCUCAGACGCAUCGGUGCAACUCUUGGAGCAAAAUGGAUUCUGUGAUUGACCUCUCCGAUGCCUCCAAGGCGCUAGACCUUGCCAACAUUCGCUCCCAGCUCAUACGAUUGGAAGAUACAAUUACCUUUCACUUGAUCGAGCGCGUCCAGUUUCCUCACAAUAAGACCAUAUACGUCCCCGGCGGCGUCCACACGGGUAACAGCGACUUAAGUCUGUUCGACUGGAUGCUCCGCGAGCAAGAACGCCUGCAAUCCCUCGUGCGCCGCUACCAAUCCCCCGACCAAUACCCUUUCUUUCCCGAUGUCCUUCAAGAACCCAUUCUGCAGCCCCUCGAGUAUCCUAAAAUCCUAUGGGAGAACGACGUCAACGUCAACCCGCAGCUAAAGGACUGUUAUGUCAACCAUAUCCUCCCAGCAGCAUGCAUACAAACUGGGCGCGAGGACAGGGGAGAAUCGCAGGAGAACUACGGUUCAGCAGCCUCGUGUGAUGUCUUGACGAUCCAGGCUCUGUCGUGCAGGAUACACUUCGGCAAAUUCGUUGCCGAGGCCAAGUUCCAGAAGGAGCCGGAGCGCUUUGCGAAGUUGAUCAAGGACGAAGACCGGAAAGGCAUCGAUGAGGCCAUCACAAAUGCGGCAGUGGAGAAGAAGGUCUUGGAAAGGUUACGGCUGAAGGCGAAAACCUACGGUACCGAUCCAGACCUGGGAGCCAGUGGCCCUUCCAAGGUCAACGCGGAUGCCGUUGUGGCCAUGUACAAGGACUGGGUCAUUCCACUCACGAAGGAAGUGGAGGUGGAAUACCUCAUGCAGCGACUAAAGGGCACGCAGUGGGAAUAGGGCUUGUGACUAACCGCAAGUAUCGAAUUUACGAAUGCAGGACGAUUUCAAAUACAGGCCAAGCAGGCAACCUUGAAACACAAUCCAAUAGGAUUCAAGACCUUCCCCAUUCGAACAGAAUAGCAAGUGAAGAAAGCAGCACUAAGAUGGGCACCCCCUGCCCAGGUCCUGCAGUAGCGGAAUGAGUUCACCAGCAUUCAGCCACCGUAACACUCUAGCUUUGAAAUGCUCAAUAUUGCCGUAUUUGUGUUCCUCAAACGCCGUAGCUAGUUAGCACAGCGUGCCCAGAUGGUAAGCGUAAGCUAACAACGUAGUAGAUCUCACAGUUCGUGGGAUGCAAAGUCAUGCGCCGGUCGAGGGAUUCCGAACGCUAAUCUGUCUUAGGCUUUAAUCACUACACCC